Hordeum vulgare subsp. vulgare (domesticated barley) is the source of this 2054-nucleotide messenger RNA. Its product is annotated as 4-hydroxyphenylacetaldehyde oxime monooxygenase-like. The record is from RefSeq and is a predicted model, not a curated record. The coding region runs from base 302 to 1882 and encodes 526 amino acids. Lineage: Eukaryota; Viridiplantae; Streptophyta; Magnoliopsida; Poales; Poaceae. Gene Ontology annotation, molecular function: monooxygenase activity; oxidoreductase activity, acting on paired donors, with incorporation or reduction of molecular oxygen; iron ion binding. The transcript has 3 exons.
CUUGAUUGAUGAACCGGGACUAAAUGCCUUUCCCAACCAGCACUAAAUUAAGGCCGUUUCUCCAUCAGUGACACUUCGAGUUGUUAUUCAUACAUGCAUGCACGGGGUCAUAUAUUUUUGUCGAGUGUUUUUGGCUAUACCUAUCAUAUAUUUACCAGUAGUGGUGCGCGUGUAGUAAUUAAAGGUGAAUGAAACUGUCACAGUACUCAUUUACUGCGUCUAUCUCUAGCUACUUAAGGGAGGCCCCCGCUGGGCUAGUUAGCUAUCGAGCAGCUCCAACGUACGUACCCAAGCAGGAACAAUGGCUGCUGCUUCCCUUGUUCUGGAGCUCCUGCGGCAACAAUGGCAGGUGACUGUAGCCAUCCUCCUCCUCCCACUGGCCUCCUUCCUCCUCACCCGGCGCCGGUCUAGCAACCUUAACGGCUGCAACGAGUCUGGCGGCCUUAGGCUGCCACCGUGCCCGUGGAGGCUGCCCAUGGUGGGCAACCUGCACCAGAUCGGGUCGCUUCCCCACCGGGACCUGGCACGGCUGGCCCGGCGGCACGGGCCGGUGAUGAUGGUCCGGCUGGGCAUGGUCCCGGCGGUGGUGCUGUCGACGGCGGCGGCCGCGGAGGAGGCCUUCAAGACCAACGACAAGGACUGCAGCAGCCGGCCGCUGACAGUAGGGCCAGGGAAGCUGACCUACGGCUACAAGGACGUGGUGUUCGCACCGUGGAGUGACUACGUGCGCGAGAUGCGGAAGCUCUUCAUCAUCGAGAUGCUCAGCGCCCGACGCGUCAAGGCCGCCUACUUCGCCAGGGAGACACAGAUCGAAAGGAUGGUGGCAAAACUCGAGGCAGUGGGGCCAAACCCAAUACGGAUUGAUGAACACAUCUUCACCACAGUGGACGCGAUUGUGAGCCUGUUUGUGUUCGGUGAACUCAACGCGGGGGAGCAAUUCAAGGGGGAGCUUGUGGACUUGCUGAACGAGACGACGGAUCUUCUCACCAGCUUCACUGCGGAAGACUACUUCCCAAACGCGGCUGGGCGACUCAUCGACCGCAUCACAGGCAUGCACGGCCGCCGCGAGACACUCUUCCGUAAACUCGAUAGCAUGAUGGAGUAUCUGCUGGCGAUGUACGAGGAUCCCGGCCACAAGAGAAAGGCCGACGCCGAUGGUUCGGACCUGGUGCAAGAGGUGGUGGAUCUCAUGAAAAGGCCACCAGCUAAGGGCAUGAUCACCUUCACCAGGGAUCAUGCCAAGUCCAUACUUUUCGACACGUUCAUGGCUGCAACUGACACUUCGUCAAUUAGCUCGUAUUGGGUGAUGACAGAGCUGAUCCGGCACCCAAGGGUUCUGCACAAGGCACAGGCGGAGGUGAGGGCUGCCGCGGGAGGGGCACCGCAAGUGCGGAUAUCCGACAUGCCCAAGCUUAAAUACCUGAGAAUGGUGCUGUCGGAGACCUUCCGGAUGCAUCCCCCGGCAACCAUGCUUGUCCCGAGGGAGACGAUGCGGCCGAUUCGGCUGGGGGGCUACGACAUCCCGGCCAACACCAUGUUGAUGGUGAACGCGUGGGCGAUCGGCAGGGACCCGGCCUCGUGGAAGGACCCCGAGGUGUUCUACCCGGAGCGGUUCGAGGAGCUGGAUGUGGACUUCAACGGCGGGCACUACGAGCUCCUGCCCUUCGGCGCGGGCCGCCGGAUCUGUCCAGGGCUGGCCAUGGGGGUGGCCAACACGGAGUUCAUCCUGGCCAACUUGCUCUACUGCUUCAACUGGGCGCUCCCUCAGGGGAUGAGGAGCGAGGAUGUGGGCGUGGAGGAGUUUGGGGGCCUCACUUUCCGGAAGAAGAAGCCACUCGUGCUGGUGCCAACACGCUACUACCCAGACAAGGAGGAGAAGUAGUAUUUUCUAUAUGCUUUUCUUUAAAUAAAAAUAAACGGGCGGCCUAUUUGCUUUCACCUAGUACGUUAAUUUGUUGUGUUAUUUCAUCCUUGUACGUCCCAUUCAAUCAAUUAGUAAUAACCAGUCUCUACUGUACCGUACCAUUCAGUCAAUUAAGCAUGAGUUUUAAUUA